Molecule: messenger RNA, 4530 nt
Organism: Pelmatolapia mariae (spotted tilapia)
Lineage: Eukaryota; Metazoa; Chordata; Actinopteri; Cichliformes; Cichlidae
Gene: eif3s10
Product: eukaryotic translation initiation factor 3, subunit 10 (theta)
Exons: 22
Coding region: 128-3847 (1239 amino acids)
Biological process (GO): formation of cytoplasmic translation initiation complex; translation reinitiation
Cellular component (GO): multi-eIF complex; eukaryotic translation initiation factor 3 complex, eIF3m; eukaryotic translation initiation factor 3 complex, eIF3e
Molecular function (GO): mRNA binding; translation initiation factor activity
Source: RefSeq, a predicted model, not a curated record
CACGAGGUUGUUCCUUUCUCAGCCAGCACCGUUGCACAGAGUGAGUGCGUGGCUUUGAUGGACUGGUAAAAUUUCUUAAAAUUAAUCCAAGUCAACCAAUUUUGAGCUUUGCUAAAAGGUCAUCGACAUGCCGGCGUAUUUUCAGCGGCCAGAGAAUGCUCUGAAACGAGCGAACGAGUUUCUUGAGGUUGGCAAGAAGCAGCCGGCCUUGGAUGUCUUGUACGAUGUCAUCAAAAGCAAGAAACACCGAACAUGGCAGAAGAUCCACGAGCCCAUUAUGCUCAAAUAUCUGGAGCUCUGCGUCGAUCUUCGCAAGAGUCACCUGGCCAAGGAGGGUCUCUACCAGUACAAGAACAUCUGCCAGCAGGUGAACAUCAAGUCUUUGGAGGAUGUGGUUAGGGCCUACCUGAAGCUGGCAGAGGAGAAGACUGAGACAGCCAAGGAGGAGUCCCAGCAAAUGGUCCUGGACAUCGAAGAUCUGGAUAACAUCCAGACCCCAGAAAGCGUGCUCCUGAGUGCUGUGAGUGGAGAGGACACUCAGGAUCGUACUGAUCGCCUGCUCCUCACUCCGUGGGUGAAGUUCCUGUGGGAGUCCUACCGCCAAUGCCUUGACCUGCUGAGAAACAACUCCAAGGUGGAGCGUCUAUACCAUGACAUUGCACAGCAAGCAUUCAAGUUUUGCCUUCAGUACACCCGCAAGGCAGAAUUUCGUAAGCUCUGUGACAACCUGCGCAUGCAUCUGGGUCAGAUCCAGCGCCAUCACAACCAGAGCACUGCCAUCAAUCUGAACAACCCUGAAAGUCAGUCCAUGCACCUGGAGACACGUCUGGUGCAGCUGGACAGCGCCAUAAGCAUGGAGCUGUGGCAGGAAGCAUUCAAGGCUGUUGAGGACAUCCAUGGCCUGUUUGCUCUUUCCAAGAAGCCUCCCAAACCACAGCUGAUGGCCAACUACUACAACAAGGUGUCUACUGUAUUCUGGAAAUCUGGAAACGCUCUCUUCCAUGCCUGCACACUUCACCGGCUCUAUCACUUGUCCAGGGAGAUGCGAAAGAAUCUGACCCAAGAGGAGAUGCAGCGGAUGUCUACCCGAGUCCUCCUGGCUACGCUGUCUAUUCCCAUCACCCCUGAGCGUACCGAUAUUGCUCGCUUGCUGGACAUGGAUGGCAUCAUUGUUGAGAAACACCGAAGGCUAGCUACCCUCCUGGCCCUGCAGUCUCCACCAACCCGCCAAAGUCUCAUUAAUGAUAUGGUGAGAUUUAACUUGCUGCAGUAUGUUGUACCUGAUGUGAAAGAACUUUACAACUGGCUUGAGGUCGACUUUCAUCCUCUGAAGCUGAGCGGGAGAGUGACCAAGGUGUUAAACUGGGUGAGAGAUCAGGCUGAGAAGGAACCUGAUCUUCAGCAGUAUGUCCCACAUCUGCAGAGUAACACCAUCCUGAGGCUCUUGCAACAGGUUGCACAGAUCUAUCAAAGCAUCGAGUUCAGUCGUCUGGCCUCUCUGGUUCCAUUUGUGGACGCCUUCCAGCUGGAGCGCUCCAUUGUAGAUGCUGCACGGCAUUGUGAUCUGCAGGUCAGAAUAGACCACACCUCUAAAACUCUGAGCUUCGGCUCUGAUCUGAACUACUCGACCAAAGAGGAUGCUCCUGUUGGACCUUUCCUGCAGAACAUGCCGUCAGAGCAGAUAAGGAACCAGCUCACUGCCAUGUCUGCAUCUUUGGCUAAAGCCAUACAGGUCAUCAAGCCUGCCUCCAUCCUGCAAGAGCGAGAGGAGCAUAACCAACAGGCCAUCGCUGCCUACCUGAAAAAUGCCCGCAAGGAUCACCAGCGCAUCCUGGCUCGUAGACAGACCAUCGAAGAGCGUAAGGAGCGCCUGGAGAGCUUAAACAUUCAGCGUGAGAAGGAGGAGCUAGAACAGCGGGAGGCUGAGAUGCAGAAGGUUCGCAAGGCAGAGGAGGAGCGUCUGCGGCAGGAGGCCAAAGAAAGGGAGAAGGAGCGCAUCAUGGAGGAGCACAAGCAGAUCAAGAAGAAGAAUGCCCGUGAGCGCUUGGAGCAGAUCAAGAAGACUGAACUUGGAGCAAAGGCUUUCAAGGAUAUCGACAUUGAGGACCUGGAAGAACUGGACCCUGACUUCAUCAUGGCUAAACAGGUGGAGCAGCUGGAGAAGGAGAAGAAAGAACUUCAGGAGCGUCUGAAGAACCAGGAGAAAAAGAUUGACUAUUUUGAGAGGGCAAAGCGUCUUGAGGAGAUUCCCCUGAUCAAAAAAGCUUAUGAGGAGCAGCGUGUCAAGGAUAUGGAACUGUGGGAGCUCCAGGAGGAGGAGAGGAUUAGUACCAUGAAAGUUGAACGGGAGAAGGCUCUGGAGCACAAGAAGCGCAUGUCCAGGAUGAUGGAGGACAAAGAGAACUUCCUGUCCAAAAUAACAGCUGCUCGUAGCUUCAUUUAUGAGGAAAAACUGAAGGCUUUCCAAGAGCGCUUGAUAGAGGAAAGGAAGAAGCGCCUGGAAGACAGAAAGAGACAGCGCAAAGAGGACAGACGUAAUGCUUACUACCGGGAAAAAGAAGAAGAGGCACAGCGUAUUCAUGAGGAGCAGCUCAAGAAAGAGCGUGAAGAGCGUGAACGCCUGGAACAAGAGCAGCGAGAGGAGGAGGAGAGGGAGUACCAGGAGCGUCUACGAAAGCUUGAGGAGCAAGAACGGAAGCAGCGUCUUCGUCAGCAGGAGAUUGAGGAGCGAGAACGACGCCGUGAGGAGGAGAGAAGGGUCCCACAGGAGGAGAAGCCAAAGGAGGAGGGAGGAUGGAGACGACGCACAGAGGGUGGGGAUUCAGAGUGGCGUCGUCCUGCACCAGACAGGGCUUGGAGACAGGACGGCCGAGAUGAUGACAAGGAGGAGAAAGAGUUACCUUUCAGACGAGAUGGUCCUCGUAGAAGCGGAGAGGACAGAGGUCCCCGUAGGGUCUUUGACGAUGAACGAGGCCCACGCCGUGGUGAGGAUGAAGACCGCCCUGUUCGCAGAGGGUUGGAUGAUGACCGUGGUCCACGCAGAGGUUUCGACGAUGAUCGUGGUCCAAGGCGUGGUGGAGAUGACGACCGUGGUCCUAGACGUGGCUUUGAUGAUGACAGAGGUCCUCGUAGAGGCAUGGAUGAAUCCAGGGGACCCAGGCGUGGAGCUGAUGACGACUGGGGCCCCAGAAGAGGAGAUGAUGACCGAGUUGGAAGGAGAGGUAUGGAUGAUGGGCCACGUCGUGGUGGUGAUGACGCCAAACCCUGGAAACCACUGGGCCGACCUGGGGGCUGGCGUGAGCGAGAGAAGGCCAGAGAGGAGAGCUGGGGACCUCCCCGGGGUGGCCCCCAUGAUGAUGGAGAUGAUGGCGAAGGAGACGAAAGAUCCAGCGACCGCAACAGAGACCGUCGUCCACACAGAGAGGAUGGUAUCUGGAGAAGAGGGGGUACUGAUGAGGCAAGCAGCUGGAGAGAAUCUCGCAGAGAGGAGGCAGACCGCGACGAUCGACGUGAUCGAGACGAUCGACGUGAUCGAGACGAUCGACGCGACCGUGAUGAUCGCCGCGAUAGAGACCGUCGUGAUAGAGAUCGCCGUGAUGAUCGUGACAGCAGAGGCCCACCCAGAGAUCCUGAUGAUGGUGGUUCUUGGCGUCGUGGAGGUGAGGAUAAACGUGAGGAUAAACGUGAGGAUAAACGUGAGGAGCGCGACAGGGACCGAAACAGAGAACCAGGACGGGACCGUGAUCGUGACGCUGAUGGAGAGAAGGGCUGGCGUACUGACAAAGAAAACCUUCGCCGCACCAAAAAUGAGACAGAUGAUGAUGGCUGGACCACCGUUCGCCGCUGAACCUCAGCUCAUGCCUCAAUCAAUAAAAAAUGAUUUAAAAUAAUAAUAAUAAUUAUAAUAAUCUUAAAUACCACAUCACUCUGUUGGCCACAGUGUUUCAUUGGUGGCCAAAAAAUACCUUUGAUUUGAUUUGAGUAUUUGUAGAAUGUAGUUUCCUGGGAAGUGAUUUUGUUUUAUUUUUAUUUUGACCUGCAGUUUUGAACCAGAAACUCCUCACCUUUAAACACCAUUAACCAAUGAACUUGUGUUCACUUAGGUUUCAGUGAAGCAUUACUGUAACCCCCAGUGGUUGGAAAUGUUCUUACCUUAGUGAAGUUAAUCUGACCUACAUGCAAACCAGUGAACCUGCUACAAUAUUCAAUGCAAACUCAGUGUACCACCAACUGCCUCUUUUAUUGACUGUACCUUGCAUAGAUGUUAUGGCACAGAUCUACAACUCUUCUAAUGGCUGUGACUAGGAAUCUUGUCACCUGCUUCAGUUAUUUCAGCUCUUCCAUCUAAUAUGAGAUGCUUUUUAACCUGUUAAAGAACUAGUGGAAUUUACAUUUUGUGCAUGCAUAGAGUAUUGAAAUGGUCUGGCUUCAUAUCCAGUGUGUGCUUCUAUCUUGCUGCAAUCAAUGGUAUCACACCAGGUUGCAUGUGUACAGAUAAAGCCUUUAUUAAUAAAGACAAUGCUCACCAGG